This is a messenger RNA of Equus quagga, 580 nucleotides long. Its product is annotated as class I histocompatibility antigen, Gogo-B*0101 alpha chain-like. Gene Ontology annotation, biological process: immune response; antigen processing and presentation of endogenous peptide antigen via MHC class Ib; positive regulation of T cell mediated cytotoxicity. The transcript is spliced from 2 exons. NCBI's taxonomy places the organism in Eukaryota, Metazoa, Chordata, Mammalia, Perissodactyla, Equidae. The annotation marks the transcript as partial. Gene Ontology annotation, cellular component: external side of plasma membrane. The record is from RefSeq and is a predicted model, not a curated record. Gene Ontology annotation, molecular function: signaling receptor binding; peptide antigen binding.
CGGGUCCGGGGUCUCAGCCCCUCCCCGCCCCCAGGCUCCCACUCCAUGAAAUAUUUCAAAACCGCCGUGUCCCGGCCCGGCCGCGGGGAGCCCCGCUUCAUCGCCGUCGGCUACGUGGACGACACGCAGUUCGUGCGGUUCGACAGCGACGCCGCGAGUUCGAGGAUGGAGCCGCGGGCGCCGUGGGUGGAGCAGGAGGGGCGGGGGUAUUGGGAACCGGAGACGCGGACCGUCAAGGGCACCGCACAGAGUUUACUAAAGAAACUGAAUGCCGCAUGUGUCAACUACAACCAGAGCGAGGCCGGUGAGAGACGCGGGCCCAGGUCGCGACCUCCCAUCCCCAUGGACGGGCCGGGGUCUCCCCGAGUCUCCGGGUCCGAGAUUCACCCCGAGGCUGCGGGACCCGCGCGGCCCCCGACCCGGGAAGAGCCGGCAGGGACUUUCCGCGGUUUCAUUUUCAAUCUGUGCCUCCUCCGCGGGUACAGACAGGUCGCCUACGACGGCGCCGAUUUCAUCGCCCUGAACAAGGACCUGCACCCUGGACCGCGGCGGACACGGGGGCUCAGAUCUCCCGGCGCAG